AUGGCUUUCCGUGCACCCCCUACUAUUUUAGCAAGCCUGAAAGCACCACGAGCGACACAGCAGGUGAACAUCCCCACCAUUGAUCUGAAAGGAGGAAGCGUACACUACAAGGAUCAAGACUUGACGACGCGGAGGAACGUUGUGGAGCAGAUCAGAGAAGCGUCUGAGAAAUGGGGUUUCUUCAGAGUAACCAACCACGGGAUCUCGCUCGAGUUGCAGGAGAGGAUGCUUGGAGGGAUUCGUGGGUUUCACGAGCAAGACUUGCAAGUUAGGAAGCAAUUCUACUCUCGUGAUCACACUCGAAACUUUCUUUACUACACCAACGUUGAUCUCUUCACCUCUGCCUCAGCCACCUGGAGAGACACCGUUAUUUGUUAUACGGCUCCGGAUCCUCCCCGAUCUCAGGACUUGCCCGCCGUCUUCGGGGAUGUCAUGUUGGAGUACUCAAAGGAAGUGAUGAGUUUAGGUGAAUUGAUCUUUGAGCUUCUGUCAGAGGCUUUAGGAUUGAACACCUAA
Molecule: messenger RNA, 516 nt
Organism: Brassica napus (rape)
Lineage: Eukaryota; Viridiplantae; Streptophyta; Magnoliopsida; Brassicales; Brassicaceae
Product: 1-aminocyclopropane-1-carboxylate oxidase homolog 8-like
Exons: 3
Coding region: 1-516 (171 amino acids)
Source: RefSeq, a predicted model, not a curated record